AAAUAUUUUCUGGGUAUCUGCUAUUUUGGCUGGGUUUGUCUGGUCAGGCAGAUCGUGUGACUUCUGAUCAUGUAUAUGGUACACAGACCUUUUGAGCAAUUUUAGCUGCAAGAAGAAGAACAGACAUUGCCUGGUGGAAUGGACAAGGACAAAACAACUGAGAAUGGAGGUGAUCCUAAAGCUGGCGAGCUUAUUUGCAAAAAUUCGUCAAACCUUCGAGCAGAUGACAGCGGAAAUCCAUGGAGCACAGGCUUAUUCGACUGCCACGAGCACAAGAUGAAUGCUCUUAUGACAUUUUGUUUCCCUUAUGCGACCUUUGGGCAGAUCUCAGAAGUACUAGAUGCUGGAGAAAUGACUUGUCCUCUGGGAAGUUACAUUUACCUCCUCAUGAUGUCAGCUCUGUGCACUCAGUGGCUUAUGGGCUCAAAGUACAGAAGCAAACUGAGGAGGAGAUACAAUUUAGUUGAAGCUCCAUACGGUGAUGUGAUUUCUCAUAUCUUCUGUCCAUAUUGUGCCCUGUGCCAGGAAUUCAGAGAACUGAAGAAUAAAGGACUCGAUCCUUCUCUUGGAUGGAAUGGUGUACUUGCCGAGCAAAGGGGGACUGAGUACCCUGAUCAUCAAAUGAAGGUUCCUCCUCCAUAUCAAGCCAUGAAGAAGUGAAGAAUCUAUAGUCAGAACAGAGCUAGUUUCCAAUAUUUUCCUUGUCUAUAUGAUUUGUUGUGUGGUCAUGUUUGGAAUUUGAAGAUUGAGCAUGCUGAACAUUACAUCCUAUUUCCUUCUCUUCCCCCGUCCUUGGAAAUAAUGGGUACAGAUCAGUAGGCAUUCUCUUCCAAUAUAAGCAAAUGUCUGAGUUACUUAAGAGUAUCCUUUUGAUUCAUUGGCUGAGAAUACCGAAAGAGUAAUUAUAAACCCAGUCAGAUAUGGAGCGUAUGGAUCUAGUGACUGGCCAACGGAAGCCAGGUUCCUCAAGCCAUCUGAUAGCUUAGGAAUCGCCAUUAGAUCUGAAAAGCACUCAAACACCACGGAGCGCCCGCUUGGUUGCGAAUGGGAGGCAUUUCUCUUUUUGAGAACCAAUUUUAGCUUCGUUUUUCGUACUUUCAACUCAUCAGAACAUGCUUAUGAGGUGACCCAGCCUACUCCUUCAGUGGCAUCAACAUUGAAGGUUGCAACUUUUAAGAAGUUUCAGAUGACAAGGAUCUCAGACAAUGCACCCUUUUCAGAUGUUUGUGGCCAUGGAGUCAAUCUACAUCUGUACGACCGGAAGACACAAUCAGAGCCCAUUGAAUCCUUAGAACGGUUGAAAGGCCCUUGGGUCCAUAUAUACGUCACGACCUC
Molecule: messenger RNA, 1335 nt
Organism: Rhodamnia argentea
Lineage: Eukaryota; Viridiplantae; Streptophyta; Magnoliopsida; Myrtales; Myrtaceae
Product: protein PLANT CADMIUM RESISTANCE 8-like
Exons: 5
Coding region: 139-660 (173 amino acids)
Source: RefSeq, a predicted model, not a curated record